CCCAACCUCCCCUUCCCCGCCGCUAUAAAUAAGCUAGCCAGCCGCGGCGUCUCCGUCUCCGUGCGUGUGUUCCACUCCGCUGGGCACUGAAGCAGCAGAGCCAAGUGGAGACGCAGCGGGGAACGACGCUCCGAUCAUCGGGAUGAGGCAGCUGAUCAGGCGGCUGUCACGCGUGGGCGACGACUCCUCCCCUCCCGCGUCGUCGUCGAAGCGGCGGGGAGGGAGCGGGAUGCCGGUGCCGGAGGGGCACGUGCCGGUGCACGUCGGGGACGGGAGCGAGACGGAGCGGUUCCUGGUGCGGGCGGAGCUGCUGGGCCGGCCGGCGCUGGCGGAGCUCCUCGGCCGCGCCGCGCAGGAGUACGGCUACGACCACCAGGGCCCGCUCCGCAUCCCCUGCUGCUCCCCCGCCGCCUUCCGCCGCGCGCUCGCCGACUGCUGCUAGCCAUCCAGCAGCCAACGGAGGGGAGCUCGGUCCGAACCAACCCCAGGCGCACGGGCCGGCCGGCUUUGGAUUUGGCCCUGUUUUCUUUUACGUUGUUAUUAUUACCGUUCGGUGUAAUGUACCACCUGAAACGACGCGUAGUGUACUACGUAGAGUACCAGUAGUUGUAACUCUACAGAACUGGAAGGCUACUGGCUUAUGGAGCGCUCUGUAGUUUCCCUUCAAAUUCGGUGCUGCUUGUCUCCCUUCCGUAGAGUGUAAAUGCUUCGUGUGUUGGCUGGAAAAAUAUGGCGUCGGAGAAAGUGGCAAAGCAA
Molecule: messenger RNA, 756 nt
Organism: Triticum dicoccoides
Lineage: Eukaryota; Viridiplantae; Streptophyta; Magnoliopsida; Poales; Poaceae
Product: auxin-responsive protein SAUR71-like
Exons: 2
Coding region: 143-442 (99 amino acids)
Biological process (GO): response to auxin
Source: RefSeq, a predicted model, not a curated record